This is a messenger RNA of Brettanomyces bruxellensis, 1155 nucleotides long. RefSeq lists its product as uncharacterized. Lineage: Eukaryota; Fungi; Ascomycota; Pichiomycetes; Pichiales; Pichiaceae. Gene Ontology annotation, cellular component: cytoplasm. The record is from RefSeq and is a predicted model, not a curated record. The transcript has a single exon. Bases 1 to 1155 code for a protein of 384 amino acids.
AUGCCGGAGUCAACUACAGAGUCAGAAGCGGCCACAUUUUCCGAUAUUAGCGUCUCAGCCCAGGAUAUCGAAAAUUGCAUAUAUUCGCACUGGUAUGAAAAAUUCUCCCAAUACACAUACACUAAAGCCACGAUACUGAAGCCGGUACCGAAGGAGUUCAUCAGCUACCUGGAGGCGGAUGACAUUGUUCUUCCGAAAGACGAAGAUUCGAAGCCUAUGGCACUUUUUCAGGAUGUAGUUCCGAACGAAGAUAACGAUUACAGCGAUUGGGAAGAGGAAGAUGAAGCUGCGGAGGGCAAAGGAGGCGAUAAAAAGGAUCAGAACACUAAGAAAACGGCGUGUGAUGAACAUAAAGCCGAUGGAGAGACCAAGAAAACUGCAAAAAGCGGGAAGAAAGACCCGCUCUCGGAGUUUCCAGAGUUUCACAGCAAGAUUAAAGCCGCCAUCCACAACUUAGGCAGUGUCGCACCAAAGUUGAACUGGUCCUGCCCACAGGAUGCCACGUGGAUGAUGAUGAACAACACAAUGCAGUGCAAAAGUGCAGCUGAGCUCUACUUGCUUCUAAAGUCGUCUGAUUACGUAAACCACGAUCUAGGACACGCUUUUGAGUGUGUGACGGAGGGCAGCGGCAAGGAGGGCCAGGAUAAUCUUGAGUAUGAGCUUGUGUUGCGGAAAUGGGCCGAGAUGAAUCCUGCAAUGGAGUUCCGAUGCUUUGUGCGGGACCGCCGGCUCGUGGCCAUCACCCAGCGGGAUCUCAACUACUAUACUUUUUUGGCAGGCAUGAAGCGCGAAAUUCUUACCGCGAUCUGCAAAUUUUUUGACCGGGUGCUCUUACCGCGGUUCGAUUCCCACAGCUUCGCUUUUGACGUGUAUAUUUCGAAGACGCUAGAUAAGGUUUAUUUGGUGGAUAUCGACCCGUUUGCUCGCAAGACGGACUCUCUACUUUUCACGUGGAACGAGUUGGCAACCAUAAACGAGGAAAAUCCAGUUUUUCGAUUGGUUGAAAAAGAGAAUAGUGGCCAGUUUGCAUCAAAAGCGCACAGCCAGAAUCAGGUGCCCAAGGAGGUCGUCGACGCGACGAUCGACACCAACGCUCUUGUGGAGCUUGCCAGAAAGUGGGAACAGCUUAUGAGAAAGGAAGAUGAUGAUGAGUGA